AAAAGAGAAUCGCGCUUGACACCGUACGCGGCGACGUUGCUGAAACCAUAUAAUCAUUUAAAAAGAAAAAAAAAGAAAAAGAUAAUUCAGUGUCCUAUAUUUAAAAGAUGAUAAGAAAUCAAGAGCUGCACGAGUUAUACCAGGCUGUAAUAUCACACAGGCAGUGCUUCCAUUCGACUUAUCUUGUACUAACAAAGAUACGAGAUAUUAAGUAACAAUGCAGUAAUUGAAUUGAGUAUGUAAUAUGUAAUCAGCAUAAGCUGCCUGAAUAACAGAUGAAAUAAACAACAAUGAGCACUGUCGACAUAUUAAAAGUACUGGAGGCUGUCGAAUUUCAUUUAGAAUCAACAGAAAUCAAAUCUGCUCUUAAUAAAUGUUCAGUUGAUGUGUUAAACUCAUGGAAAGAUUCUUAUUCCUUUAACUUACUGCACCAUAGCAUUCUAAAAAACAACUUGAUUGCAGUAACACUUCUGUUUAAUCGUGGUUGCUUUAAACCUCCACAUGAACCAGAAUCAUGGCCAUAUCUACAUUUAGUUGCUGUGUUAGGCCACUCAUCACUAAUAUCCACAAUUGUUCAGGAAACAGGGUACCAUAACAGUUUGUUAUCUUUAGACUGGGAAGCAUUUGAGAAAAUCAUUUCUAAAAAAAUAAAAAAUGAAACUGUGUGUUUAGAAGAUGCAGAUAAAAUAAGUAUGUGGACACCAGUUGACUUAGCAGCAAAGUUUGGACAUAAAGACUGUGUAGAAUUGUUUCUAGACUUUUGGCAACUUCAAAGAUCAAACACUAGCUCCCAUAAACUGAAGAAUAAUGCAUCAUCAACUUAUUUGUUGCUAGCGUGUAGAGUUAAUUCACCUCAAGCUCUGAGACUCCUAAUGAAAGAAAGUUCUUCAAAAAAAGAAGCUCUUGAAUGUGCCAUACGUAUGCUUGCUUCAGAGUGUGUUGAUGAGGUUUUAAAGAACAUUACAGGCUCAGAAAUAAAAAAUGUUUUUCAAGGAAUGAAUUUAUUUCAUGUGCUUUACUCAUACAGUUGUUGCCUCUCUUUGAAGCAAUAUGAAUCCAUGGUUAAAAUUACUUCUACUCUUAUAAAAAAUGGCUAUAAUGUUAAUGCGAAAAGCCCGUCUAGAACUUUCCCCCUAUACAGCCUUCUCUGUCACCCUAUUACAGGUAUUGCAUUAGAAGAAUGUUCUCCAUAUUUAAUUGACUGCUUGUUUCAACUUCUUCAGGCAGGGGCUAAUCCAAAUAUGGAUGAAAUCUUUUUUGAGGAUACAGUUGAAGAUGUUGAGCGCAAUGCAGCUUUUGGGAGACAACCUUACUCAUCUGCCCUUAAUUGCAUUUUAAGUAAUUUGCCAGUAUUAAAAUCAAACGAAUCCAAAACCUUUUCCUUAAACAGCCCAGUUGAAAAAUAUGGGUUGUCUUGUAUAGAAUUACUUUUAAAACAUGGAUCAAGUUGUGGAAACUCUAACCAGUUUCAAAGUAAUCCCAAUGAUUGCUUUACUGCAUCUAAGUUAUACCAUUGUGGCUCUGCUUUACAUCUGUUAGUAUCUACAAGGCCAAUGGGUGCUAUAAGUUUUUCCAUUGUUCAACAGCUCUUACAUUAUGGGACUGAUGCAGAUUUACUAGGCACAUGGCAUAUGCCAGGAGUAUCCACACCUUUGACUUAUGCAUUAAAUAUUCUUCCAUUUUCCCUAUGGUCACUGCCUCUUCCUAAUACCCCAUCUGAGUUAAAAAACAAUAUUUUAAAUGACAAUGACUUUAAAUUAUUCAAAUACAUUUCACAAUGUAUGUCUGAAAGCAGUCUUAUCAAAGCUUAUAAAGAAUUUCAAAUAAAUAUUGCAAAACUGAAAAAUCUAGCAAAACAAAACAAUACUUUGGACACGCUGCAAAAAAUUCACUUGGAUGAAAGCCCAAUGUAUGUGAAAAUUUGUAAAGUGUUUGAAAAAUCUACUCAUACAGCCUGGCUCUUGCAACGCUGUUGUGCUCAUUCCAUAUGGAGGGCUUGUGGCAUGCAUAUAAAUAAUGUGCAGUUAUUGCCUAUUCCACUGCCUUUAAAAAAUAUUAUUAUAACAUUUCACUGAAAAGAUAUUACCUUGUUUAAAUUUGCUUGACAUGUUUUUUGCUGACACAAUUUUUUAUAUUUUUUUCUGACUUACAAAAAGAAAGUGAUAAGGCAAAUGGUGUGAGGUGUUGCAUUAAACAAGAAUUUAAUUAAUUUGUCAAAUUUUGAAUGAGAAGUAAUGUAUAUUUUCAGUUAUUUUUAUCAAAUAAAAAGAAGCAUACUGGUACAUAUUUUAAGAACAUAGUUUAAUGGUUUUGUAUA
Messenger RNA from Physella acuta, 2317 nucleotides. RefSeq lists its product as uncharacterized. NCBI's taxonomy places the organism in Eukaryota, Metazoa, Mollusca, Gastropoda, Physidae. The record is from RefSeq and is a predicted model, not a curated record. Gene Ontology annotation, molecular function: protein binding.